This is a messenger RNA of Ruditapes philippinarum (Manila clam), 2849 nucleotides long. Its product is annotated as peroxiredoxin-2-like. Lineage: Eukaryota; Metazoa; Mollusca; Bivalvia; Venerida; Veneridae. The record is from RefSeq and is a predicted model, not a curated record. Gene Ontology annotation, biological process: hydrogen peroxide catabolic process; removal of superoxide radicals; cellular response to stress. Gene Ontology annotation, cellular component: cytosol. Gene Ontology annotation, molecular function: thioredoxin peroxidase activity. The transcript is spliced from 6 exons. The coding region runs from base 168 to 764 and encodes 198 amino acids.
CUGUCGUCAAAAUAUGCGCGUACAGUUUCACUACAGUGAUAUUAACCGCGUGCCAGUUGUGUCUCGUGAUAUUUGUUAUUCGUGACAAUAAGAAGACCAAGCCGGUCAAUCUGACAUUCUAGAAAAUAUCUACAAAGAAACAAAUUAUUACAAACAAAUCCACAAAAAUGUCUCUCGGUGAUUUAAAACUGACAAAGCCUGCGCCAGAAUGGUCGGCACAAGCCCUCGUUAACGGAGAAUUCAAGGAAAUUUCUUUGGCCGACUACAGAGGGAAAUACCUCGUCUUCUUUUUCUAUCCCGCAGAUUUCACAUUUAUCUGCCCGACUGAGAUUAUUUCAUUCAGUGACCGUGUAGAGGAGUUUAGAAAAAUCAACUGUGAGGUGGUGGGUUGCUCCACUGACAGCCACUUCUCUCAUCUUGCCUGGGUGAACACACCAAGGAAGCAGGGUGGUCUAGGCAGCAUGAAUAUACCUCUUGUAGCAGAUAAGACUUACAGUAUUUCCAAAUCUUACGGUGUGUUUAAGGAAGAUGAGGGGAUAGCUUUCAGAGGUUUGUUUAUCAUUGACGACAAGGGUAAUCUACGUCAAAUAACAAUCAACGAUCUUCCUGUUGGUAGAAACGUUGACGAGGUGCUCCGUCUUGUUCAAGGAUUCCAGUUCACUGACAAACAUGGAGAAGUAUGCCCUGCCAACUGGAAACCUGGUGCAGACACUAUGAAGGCUGACGUCAAAGGAUCCAAAACCUAUUUCAGCAAACAUAACUGAACACAGACAACUCUUGUCAAAACUUUUUAUUGUACAAAUGUGGAUUUACCUCCCUUGGACUAAUUUUAGAUUAGUGAUCUAGCGUAACAAAAGUGCUUUCUUUGAAGAUGAUACAAUCAUAAUACAUGAUUCAAGCUAGUUCUUAGUAAAUGUUUAAUACUCUUACAAAAAUAUUUCACUUUACUUCCAUUUUAUAUCUUCCCUCCACAUGAUUUUGUUUUGUUUUGUAUUUUGUGAAAACCGCUAUGUGCUUAAACUUUUUGCUUUGAAAUAUUUGAAAUCUGUUUAUCAGCUUGCCUUGUGCCAAAGAUGUCCUGUUUGGUUUAAAAAUUUAAACAUAUAUCAUAGAUUCGUGGAAAAUAAUUGUUGAUCAAUGUGAGAUUUAAUGUAACUUUAGCUUAUUGAUAUCAUACAUGAACUUAGCAAAAUGAUCAAAAUUUCCUAAAGUGGAAACAUUAAUUGGAUUCAGUAAAUAGAAAUUUCUAAGCAGCUGCUUUUAUUGUGUGAAUAUCUGAUGUCCAUUUAGGAUUUUUGGUCUUUCAAUGGAGAUAAAUUAUUCAAAGUUGUCAUAAAGAAUGUAUCAGUUAUUUUUACUUGUCUGACUCUUCAUCUAGGCUUAUCAGAACUAUUCAACUUUGAAUACUGUUAUUUCAAACUUCUGAUUACAUGUUUAUGUCAAUUGAUUUUAGAGGACAAAAUCUCACAAUUUUUAUUUUUUGAUGUUUUUCAUUGAUCAAUCAACCAGAUGGCACAGCUAAAUGCAUACUUUAUGCUUUUUGAAUCAAAAGUAUGUAAUGCUUAAAAGUUUGGUUGCAAAUAAACAAUUUACUAUUUGAAAAUUUCAGUUAUUGCUUCACGUAUUAUUUGCAAAAUUAUUUUGUAUUUUGAUUUUAAGGGAAGUUUUAUUUUAAGAAUGUUUAUUGUUUUGCGGUUAUGUAGAUUGACUUGUUUCAGUUAGGUUAGCUCAAAACUUUUUAUAAGUAUACAUAUAACUUUGAUUGGCUGUUAAAGUGAUUCCCACAUUUCCACAUAACAGAAGCCUAAAACCACACACAGACAAGUUUCUUUUGAAGCUUAUAGGUUUUAAGAAUGACACUUGAGCUAAAGAUAGAAGUUUAUACUUAAAUAAUGUGAUUAUAAAUUUCCAGAACUUAACAUUAUACAUAGAUAUAUUCCUCCACUAGCAGCUAUGUAUCCCAAAGCAAAAUUAUUUUUAUGACCAUUCUGAGUUAUACUGUUAAUUGUCUCAUUUUAGUCUCGGAUAUAUUUGAACAAAAUGGUGUAUUAAAGAUUGUACUGAUUAUUAUGUUUACAUGUUAAGGUAAAAAAUCAUGUAUGUAAAGUAUUAUUAAUUGUCUUUCAUUAUCAACCAUCCUGAAUAUGGAGAUAACCAAAACACUUGCACUUCAACUGCCAAAAUGCAUUUGAGCACAGUUUAGUUUUUUAUCUGUAGAUCUUUAUUUACAAACUUAUAAACAACAUUUCCGUAGUCUCUUGUUCACUUAUGCUAAUAAAGAUUGAUUUGAAAUUUCAGUUGGAAGCUACAAAUAUAACACAAAGAUACCUCCUUUACAGUAUAAAGAUUAUAUACGCAACUGUGUUCUGUCUAUCACGUGCAGUAGCUACCCACUUAAAGUGUGUAUUUUGUAUAUUUUUUUAGAGAAAAAAAAUAUGUUUUGAACAAGUGUCAUCAAGUGAUGUGUAGAUAUUUAAUAUCUUUAAAUAACCCUUUAAUGUACAUUAAAUGUUCUGUAACGACAAAUUCUAUGGUUGAUACCAAAAUUGUUUUAUGUAAUAAUUUGCAAUGCCUUUGAUAUUUAGGAAAAUUGAUACUGAUAUUUCGUAGUGAUUCUUUUGUAUGGAGUUGCUUAUGUUUAUGAUAAUACAUUGAUUCAACUGAUGAAUUAAUCCUAUGAUAAUUUAAGCUAAUAAGUAAAACUUCUUUCGUUAGCAAUAAACUGGUAUACAUUUGUUAUAUGCUAAUGUUAAAUAAUAAACAAAACUUGUUGAUACAUGAAACAUGAUAGAAUACUGCCAGUAAGGAAUCGCAUUGUAGACAAAGAAAUAAAUGUUGUUUAUAAAUUG